AUGGCGGCUACCAGCGAGCAGUGGCCGGAGAUCGAGAAGGCGGAGAAGGAGAAGCGCCGCGAGCUGGUGUUCCAGGGUCCGGCUGUGGAUGACAAGCUGCGGGCGUGCGGCGGCCAGCUCCCCCCGGCUCUGUUCAGCCUCUCCCUCCUUAACUACCUGGAGGUGAGCGGGUGCCCGGAGCUGCGGGAGCUGGGUGACGGCGUGGGGCGGCUCUCCCACGUGCAGAGCCUGGUGCUGUGCCGCAAUAAGCUGCAGAGGAUCCCCCCGGCCCUGGGCGAGCUCAGAGCCCUGCGGGUCCUCGAUGUGUCCGGGAACGAGCUGGAGGAGCUGCCGGCGGAGAUCGCUCAGCUGUCCGACCUCUGCACCCUGAAUGUCAGCUGCAACCGGCUGCGGGAGCUCCCUGCCGGGCUGGAGCGAUGUACUAAGAUCGCCGGGCUCAACCUGUCUAAGAACUGCAUCACCGAAUUCCCUCCCGGGUUCCUGUGCUCCCAGCUGGCCCUGCUGGCCUCUAUAUCGGCUGCAGACAACCGAAUCCAGGAGCUGGGGGAGGAGAUCGGCCUCCUGCAAGGGCUAAAGGUACCGGCCACUUACCGCAGCCAGUGACUUACAAACAGCAGCUAACCAGCUGUGGCCUGAUUCAUGUCACCUCCCCUGGAAAAUGAGUAUUUCAUAAAGAUUAUAUUUCAUAAAGAUAGAAACUUUUUAUAAAAUACUCAUUUUGAAGAAAGUAAAUCUCACCUUUACCUGCGCGACCGGACACUAGACCCCCAGACGGUGACAGCGCCGCUAUAGAACUCUAACCACCAUAAUCACUAAAACCCACAGUAGUGGUUAUGAUGUGAGAAGUAUUUUGGCGCUGUUCCUCAGUUUUACAAUGGUUUUACUACUUGUAGGGAUUCUCUAGUGCCAGGAAAACAAACUUGUUUUCCUGGCUCUAGAAAAUCCUUGCUUGCCCCCCAUUCCACGCCGCUGAAGGGGUUAAAACCCCCUUCUGACACUUACCUGAAUCCGGCGCCGGCAGGGGAGAUAUAAUGCGUGGCUAUGGUCACGCACGUAUUAGUCACCCCAUAGGAAAACAUUAUCCAAUUAUUUCCCAUGGGGAUUCCGGCGAUAGGGUGACAACGACCAAAAGUAGUCUAUGAAGCUGUAAGUCCCUCUAGUGGCUGUCUGGUAGACAGCCACUAGAGGACUUAACCCUGCAAGGUAAUUAUUGCAGUUUAUGAAAACCAGCUUAAGGAUGAUGGGAAUUGGCACCCAGACCACUUCAAUGAGCUGAAGUGGUCUGGGUGUCUACAGUGUCCCUUUAACUGGUAGUCAGGCACCAGGUCUCUUUUGAAGCACUGUUUGUGAAGCUGAAUGCUGAUCCUGCCAUUCAUUUAUUAGCUGAGAGUGGCAACUCUCAGCCAAUGAAUGAGAUCCUGUGGAUCGAAAUCUGUACAGGGUGGCUAAUGACACUGCCAGAAGUGGAGUUGCGCCUCCAGCAGCAAAGUGGUUAAGCUCUGCAUGUGCAGUGUUCCAAAGUGAAACAUACAGACUGCUGGUACCAUGACCACUUCAAAUCACUUUAGUGAUUGCAGAGCAUGCAUGUGUAUCAGUUUUGUUCAGCUUGGUUAUUGAGCCUAAAUUUCGCAAUUUGUAUUUACAUUAAAGCCCAGUGAAUUCUGACUUACACUGUAUAUUUUUGCACAACUCUUCGUAGGUGUUUAGCAAACUCUGCCCUGUGUAAGAUACAAUAAAACUAUCAGUCGCUUUAGCUUUUAUUUGUAUUUUCAGAGUCUGGAUCUCUCCAACAACCAACUCACUGACAUCCCUUGUGAGUUGGCAGAUUGCAGUAAGUUGAAAGAAAUAAACUUCACGGGCAACAAGCUUAAAGACAAACGCUUGGAAAAGAUGGUAAAUGGCUGUCAAACAAAGUCUGUAUUGGAUUAUCUACGGGUUGGAGGACGUGGAGGAGGAAAAGGAAAAAAGACAGAAAAUGCUGUAAAGGAAGACGUGAAAGACAAAAAGAAAAAGCGAGAGCGUAAACCAAAGAAAGAUAACGGAGGAGAUGAAGAUGACCCUGAUGAAGAGUUGAAUAAAAUGAUGCUAAAAAUCCUGCAUAUUUCAGAGAACUCAUCGCCACUCAUUGUAAAAGCAAGUGCCAGCACAAAGGACGUUCGGCAAUACAUCGUGUGCUGUGUGGUCAGAGGAAUGAACUUGAAACCUGGCAAUGCUCUAAAACGGUUCCUAGCUGCACAGGUAAUUCUUGUAGACCUAUAGGUAUAUGAAUAACACAACAGCCAGUUUGCUUUUAUAAUGUUAGUGAAAUUCCAAAAAAGAAAAUAGCACUUCUCAAAUGAGAAUAGUCUCCUGGAUAUUUAACAAUUUAGAUACUAAAUAACCAUAGAUGAAAAACUAAUAACCUUGAAAAAAAAAAUAUAUAUAUACAAGCUUUAUAAGGCUACUCCUAUGCCAAUAUGUAAUAUAUAUAUAUAUAUUUUUUUUGUGAGGACAGGAGCAGUGAUAGAGGAAAUGUAUGAAAAAUAAAAAAAAGCUUUAUUGUAACCUUAUCAAUAGAAUCCUAUCUCAGUCGGAUAUACCAUACGCCCACUACACGUUAGUCAUCACAGCUGAUUACUUCCACGUGAGGUAUUCCUAUAUAAACAGGUCAUUUUAAUUUCUCUGUUAACCCCUGACGGAGGUGCAACUUGUUUGGCACCAAAACGUGCGCAGGCUUUCUUUUUCUGUUUUUAAAAUGGGGGUUUAAUUCACUCCACUAUAAUUUAUUUUCAAUUUUAGGGUUAUUUUCUCACAUUAUGUUUUUAGAUGGCCUAACUUAGCUUAUUUCUUCAUUCAUUUUCUCCUUAUGCCUAUUUAGUAAGAUUAACAGUGUGAGAGGCUGUUUUCUAUCCCUUUUAUAUCUUCUGUAUUGAUUUUGAACGUAUCUAUUUGGCUGUUACUCAGCCUCAGGGUGACUCCCAGACAUGGUAUUUUUGCCUCUAGUAAACGGACUGAGAUAGGAUGGUAUAGGAUUCCACUGAUAAGGUUACAAUAAAGCUUUUUUUAUUUUUCAUAUAUUACCUAUAUCCAUGUCCUUACAAAAAUGUUUUUUUACAUAUUGGCAUAGGAGUAGCCUUAAAAGGCUUGUAUCUUUUAGUAUUUUUUUUCAAGGUUAUUAUUUUUUCAUCUAUGGUUAUUUAGUAUCUAAAUUGUUUAAUAUCCAGGCGGCUAUUCUCAUUUGAGAAGUACUAUUUUCUUUUUUCUAUAUACGUUUUAGGGUUAUGCCCUGGAAUGUCCCACUGGUGUGCGGACAUAGUGGUCUGAUUUGAUUGACUUCAGUUGCUCUAUCUUUCCUCUAUAUCCGCUCUUGUGCUUGUUUUCAAAUUCCAAAACCGUCAUUGUGACUUUUUUUCCUAAAGAACAUAUCUAAGUGGCAGUGCUGCUUUAAUCCAGUUUGGAAAAACGUUGGGUAGCAUAAACACAAGGUUAUUCGCUAAACUGUGAACUGUCAGGAAUCAGAGGAUUCCAAAUUUUAGGCUAAAAUAUUUUAGCUGUAAACACUGAGAGUUAAAGAAUUGUUUAAAACCGUUUUUAGUAUUCCUUAAUGAUUUCCCGGUAAUUCAGUUUAGUAAUUUUAGAGGUUUCUGACUGAAUUGUUAUUUAUUUUUGUAACUUAUAUUGAACUUGAUUGAUAUUAACUCUACAAAUCUGAUUUAAUCAGUGUACCUACACAAUCAAAGAAUACUAUACUCCAUUGGUGUGCUUCCUUUUGCGGUAUCUCACGAUUCUGAGGGCGGUGUUUCACAAAGCCUACUCGGCAGGAGGAAGCUUACAACUGCCAGUCACCAUGCAUGUAGUUUUAUAAUAUCAAAUUCAUAGACUGCAUUUGGUAGACAGAAUUGCAAAGAAUUUAAAUCAUAGGUGAUCGUACAAGGAUCUUUUUAUUUUUUUUUCAUUGUCUCCCUGCAUGUAGCUACAGUCUGCCCCAUUCUCUGUAAUAUCACAUUGGAAACUAUCAUUCCAGUACACUUUUUAAAAAAAGAUUUUUGUACAGAUUUCACACUCCUUCCAGGCUCCCCUAGUAACUUGUAUGAAUUCUCUCCAAUAGCUCCUUUCCUGAAAAAUAAACAAGAAUUGAGCUCUUUGGCAUGCUAUUGCAAUCUGCAGUAGAAUAUUGAAGAUUCUCUGGAUCAGCUCAUUUUUUUUAAAGGGACACUAAAAUCACCAGAACAACUGCAGCUUAUUGCAUUUGUUCUGGUGAGUAUAAUCAUUCUCUUCAGGCUUUUUGCAGUAAACACUGUCUUUUUUUAAAUAAAAUGCAAUGUUUACAUGUUUACUAGAUGUGCUUCCUGGGGAAGCGCUACACAGUGUGCAGCACUACCAUUUAGUGUCUCCACACUCUGCAUGCAGACUCUGAACUUUCCUCAUAGAGAUGCAUUGAUUGCAUCUCUGAGGAGAUGCAGAUUGGUCGGGGCUGUGUUUGACUUGUGCUGGCUCUUUCCCUAAACUGCCUCCUUGGCAGUCUAGGCCAGUCCAAUAGUUUCCUAUGGGAGAUCAGUGUGAUUGGCUCAGAGAAUCAUUUCUGAUGAUGUCAGCCAGUAAGGCAGAUCAGGGGCAGAGCCAGUAGCAGCAGAAUUGAAUAAAGUAAGAUCUUAAUUGCAGUUUAUAAAGAUGCUGCUUUCUAUUUACAAAUGGCACUUUUUAAAAUAACUGCAGUAACACCUCCCUCAGAUAGCUGUGGAGGAUUUCCUUCCUGAUUCCGUUAGCUCUGUGCACCUGCCUUCUGCCCAAGAAAGUGUGCCGUUUGUGCACACGUCCAUAGAACUCACUUUAGACCUGUCUGCAGACUUUCUGGCUGCCAGCCUGGAGGUAGUGGGCUGCAUGCUGAUCUCACAGUGGUUUAUCAUGACCAAUGACAUGCUUCUCAUUGAGGAGCCUCUGAUUUUGUGAGGCUAGCAAGCUUCCAAGUUCAAGAUUGGAAAGGGCUUGCAAAGGCUGCAGACAGCUGAUCUGCAGCUUUUUCAAGCUGUUUUUAGCUAUACCACGAUGGAAACAAAUGCAGCAAUAAAUGUAUGCAUGUUUUAAUUGGGUUAUAUCUACUAAAGUGGGGGGAAAUCCAUUGAAGUGUUCCUUUACGUUUGUGACUCCAAGAAAAUGCAUUCCAGAGGAUUUUGUAGUAAGAGUAAUGCUCUUUAUAGUGUUAAGUCAUACACGUACAAACGGUCAGUGUUUCAGUCCAUAUACCAGGACUUUCUUUGAGAGUGUGAACUUAUAUAAUUAAAAGGCAAAUGACAGACUAAUACUAUUCCAAAAUCUUUCUGCUUUUAAAUGUGCCAUAAAUGCACCUCAUACAAUGCUAUACAUAGGAACAAGUCAUGUUUAUUUUAAAGAAGUAACGUUAACCAUUCACUUAUUUUUAUUUAUUUUUAGUCCGUUAUUUAUUUCCCUUUCCCAUCUUCUUCUUUUUCCUUGCGCAGCCUCAUUCUGAUAUUUUGGAUUUUUUUACAUUUAGUAUGUUUUAGGUUUUCCUACCAAGGCUUGCCUCCCACGCCCCAUUUUUUUUUUUUUUUUUGCACUUACAACCUACUCCUGCAUAUUUAUUUUAAAGAAGUGCUUGACAAAUUUCAUUGCAAUCUAGGAGCCAGCUAAAAAAGUUAGGAGCCUUUUUUCUGGGGUUUUUUUUUUUUUGGUUAAACUAACAAAGCUUUAUUUUCAACGACAAAAAUACAAUUCACUAUAGUACUGCCGCUUAAUUUUCUGGUGUCUAUAGUAUGUCCCUACAGGCUUUUCAAUAUAAAUUCAGCAUUGAGAAUAGGCAGUGUUUACAUUGUUGCCUAAUAACAUCUCUAGUAAUAGUCACUAAGACAGCCACUAGAGGUGAUUCUUAGACCACUGCUGCAAUGUGCAACACCUACGUUCACUGUCUCUGUGCUGUGCAUGGAGGUGCUGAAUGUUCCCCAUAGAGCUGCAUUUUGCUGUGCACGCACAAUAUCCUCCCAAUCCUUUUUUUUAUGGGAAAGCAUUGUCUUGGCUGAGAUCAUCAAGAUUGAUUAUCUCUGACACGACGACCAGCACGGUGUGGGAAAAGGGUUGAGUUAAAACACAUUUCCCAUGCAGCCGGAGAAGGGGCUGAUCACCUAAACAUACACUCACUCGCAGACAGACACUACCUUUUGGGUGAGCAGAAGUGGAUUCCUUUCAUGUAGUCCAGUGUGGCUGCUGAAAUCUUCCUGCUCUUUUUGAUUUGCUCCCUCGAAUGCUGUUUACUGAUGCUGGGGGGCGAAAUUACUUUCAUCUCUCCGCUUCCAGCAUCACAGCAGGGCAUGUGAGGGAGCAGAGCAAUAGGAGCUCCAUUGCCGCUGUCUCCAUUCUCACUCAGCCUACAUCGGGAGUGCAGUGGGGCUGAUGCUGAAUGGGCUGUCAAACUUUUUUAGUCGCCAGGGUGAGCUGGUGCCUGGGGUUUGUCGAGCCUUGUUUUAAAAGUGACAUCGGAAUCAAAUUUCUAAAAUGCUUUUAACUAUUUUUUACCACUAGGUGGCAGAGCAUAUCUGAAAUUUGUGGUGCGCACCUAGUAAGGGACAUAUUCUAUGAAUGAUGUUGCACAACACUGUUAAUCUCUUUCAUGUUAUAGUAGCUUCAUAGACCUGCAGAUUUAAGUGAUCUUUUUCUCAUGUGUUUUUGUGCUUCUAGUACCUACUGCAGUUGAAGAUGAAUCAUAAUAUAGACUUUGAUGGCAUAUUUAAAAAAAAUUAAAAAAGGUCCAUCUAAUCUGCAAUUUCCUUUCUAAAAGUAACAGAGUCCGUGUUUUAAAUCCUGCUCAGAGACAUAGUUGGUCUCUUCAAUACCUUUUUCAGCAGUGUUAGUCUUUUACUUUUUACAACUCUUCCUGUAGCGAAACCUAAAAAGAUGUUUCUUGUAUUUCUAUAGAUGUCCUUUCACCUGUUGUGGUAUGCCUUCGUCUUCUAACUUUCCCCUUCUAUAAAUAAUGUAAUUUUCUCUUGCUAAAGCCUUUAAAGGAAUACUCUAGUGCCAAGCAUACAAAACUAUAUUCCUGGUACUAUCGCUCCCCCUGCCUUCCUCGUGCACCGCUCCUCAGUGUCCCUCGGCGCUAGGUCGAAGCUGCUCUUCCUCCUCCGUCCUGCAACAAGUGGGCGAUAAUGCGCACAUUAGACCUCCUCAUAGGGAAGUAUUGAAUCAAUUCUAUGCAAUGGGGAAAAAUCUGACGCUGGGUGUCCUCAUGCAAAGGUCCAUUUCAAACCAAAUAGCUUUCUAGUGGCUGUGUGAAAGGCAGCCACUGGAGGCAGAUUUAGAGCUGCAAUGUAAACAUUGGAGUUUCUCUGGAACUGCAGUGUUUAACAUUACAGCACUAAGGGCAAUAGGGACACUGUACCUAGACCACUUCAAUUAGCUGAAGUGUUUUGGGUGCCUACAGUGUCCCUUCAAGAUAAUAGUCCAAUGUUGAAAGGGCAGUUUGAGUAUCAUAACCAGUAUUUUUAUGGUUCCAGGAGUCCCUUUGUGCCAUCCAACCACACUUACCAUGUUCUCAGGUGUCUGGUAUUCUCAAUAUCACUUUCAGCCAAUGAAUGAUGCCAAAAUAUAGACCAUGAUCAUGCUAAAGCAAAUUGAGAAUUUGUCCUAAAAACUGUAAGGAACGCUGGUGCCCAAGAGACCUCAUGUAAGUGUCAAACCAUUUGAAAACUUACCAGAUAACUAACUGGCAAUUUAACCACAACAGGCUGAAUUGGUUAUGGUACUUUGCCUUACCCUAUAAUGUGAACAUGUGGUAUUGAUGCGUAUGGUAUUUUACACAUAAAUGGUCACCCCCUUCCAAAGGGUUGGAGUAACACUUUACUUAAGGCUAGUGUUCAUUCCCAUUUUAUUGCAUUAAAUAAUUAAAACUAGAAAUAUUUUUUUGGUCAAAUUGACACAACUCCCUGCGUCAUAACCACUACAAUGAGCUGUAGUGGUUAUGGUGCGUACUUUGCCUCUUUGAUAGAAUUGAAGCUUUUCCAAUGAAGAUCUGUCCCUUGCACAAGGCCUAUGGCAGAAAGUGGCUUUUAGUUAAAGCGGCACUGUCAUGCCGAACUUACCUUUCCUCAAUCUCUUCCUCUUCUCCCCCUCUCUCAGGACCUGUUCUUCUUUUCUUCCUGUCUUCUUUAGUUUUCUUUAAAAUCAUAAGACAAAGUAGGGACUCUUUGCCUUAUGGAGGAUUCCUCCGCUUGACCAGCUCUGACCAGCGGAGGAGCAAAGUGUGCUUCAUUUCCGCUGGUCAGAGCAAUUUUCCCAUGAUCCCUAGCUUUCCUCAGUGUUCCCACAAUGCUUCCUGUCACUUUACACAAAACUGCCGAAUUGCGUUCUAACUGAAUGAGAACGGUAUGUUCGUUUCUUUUAGAACGCAAUUCGGCACUUUAUUCGGAUCGCAAUUUCAUUUGAAUGAAUGAAACUCCGAUCCUAUUGAUUGCUGUGGCUGCAUCUUGCAGCUGCUUAGUAGAUAACUCCCUAAUUCCCACGGUAUUAGGGAGCUAUCUACUAAAAGGCUGAAAGACCUAAAUUGGUCUUUCAGCCAACUUUACUAAUACUAAGUAAAAAUUAAUUAGUAUUAGUAAGUAAUAUGCCCCUACUCGCUAUACCGCGAGUAGGGGCAUGUCUGGUAAACAGUGAGCAGUCUGUGGCUGCUCACUGUAAAAAAAACUAUUAUGGCCCCCACCCGCCGCCCAGGGGUGGGGGGAGUACUGCCCUCAUUCUCACUGUUUAGGGGUGGGGGCCAAUAGUUGUUUUUUUUUUGUUUUUUUUUACAGUGAGCAGCCACAGGCUGCUCACUGUUUAGUGGACAUGCCCCUACUCGCGGUAUAGCGAGUAGGGGCAUUUGGGAGAUUUUAAUCUCCCUUGUGCUAUUAUGGGGGUCAUACUGACCCCCAUAGAGUGAGUGGGGGGGCUUGGAAGUGGUGCUUCUGCCGCUUCUAUCUUUACAUAUUACAAGGAGGGAGCUGCGUGCCGGUAGCUCCCUCCUUGUAAUAAACUGAACGAACAAACAUACACUGAUACAUUGUGUUUGUUUGUUCGGCUGAUCUUUCUAUUCACUCGUUCGUCUGUCUGAUGAAUGAAUGAAUAGAUGAAAUUCCCGUUCGCAUGUCCAGGAGUUUCACUGGGCAUGUGCGGGAAUCCCACAGUCUAUCUAGUGUGGGCUGAUGACGUGUCCCAUAGGGACUUCAUCUACCCACACAAAGAUGGCGGCGCCCUGAAUAUAGAUCGGGGCAGAAAAUAAGGAUAAAAAAAUAGGUAAUGUGGGGGGCUUAGGGGCAUUUGGGGGUGACAAGUGAGUCAAUUGGAUGUAGUGGAGGCGGUAGAGGGGUUAAAAAAAAACAACAGAAUUCGGCAUGACAGUGCCGCUUUAAAUAUGUUUUCACAGCUUUAUUUACUUUUAUUUAUCAAAAAAUAUUCAACUUCUCUGUCCCUUCCUCCCAAUCUGUACUGUAUCCUAUUUUUACAAAGUGACACUAUGGGCUCUUUUCAGGCACCUUGUGAGAGGUCAAGCAGUUUGCAGGUUUGUUUUUUUUGUUUUGUUUUUGUUUUUUCAUACAUUACUAGGUUUGUUUCCAAAAUGUUUUUGUAUAGUACUUGUUUAUGGGAAGUGUCAUUAUUUAAUAAUGUAACUAGUUUUUCUACAAUUACAUUUCCAUAGAAUUACUUGUUCAGUAACGUUGGUCUAACAUUUUGAUAAGUGUUACUAAGACAGCUCCAGGCAAAGGUGACAGACUUUUUUUCCAUGCUCGAUCUUGAUAAUUGAUUAAAUACAUACAUGCAAAAAAAACACUUCAGGUUUUGUUUUGUCCAAUCCAGGAGGUAGCUUGGCCAGUCAGGAGCCUCUCAUUCUUGUCUAUGUAGUCUGAACUGUUUAACAAGGCAUGCUGCAAUGGCUAACGUUCAGGUUAUGUGCUAGUAGUUUAAAUCUUUUAGUGGCUGUCACAUUUCAAAUCACUGCACAGAGAGAAUUUGUACAUUUGUUAGCCGUGUGUCUCUUGCCUAUAAAUUUGUCAGUUCCAAGCUGUGUCUAAAGUGUGUGUAGUUUGACAAGCAAAUUUUCGAGCUCUGUGCACAGCCCCAGUUCUUCUCAAAAGUUUUAGGGUGUCUUACAUUAGUUAUCUCCUUUCUGCCUUCUGGUGUAAGUUAAAGGACCACUAUAGUGCCAGUAAAACAUACUCGUUUUCCUGGCACUAUAGUGUCCUGAGGGUGCCCCCACCCUCAGGGACCCCCUCCCGCCCGGUUCUGGAAAGGGGGUAAAACUUACCUUUUUCCAGCGCUGGGCGGAGAGCUCUCCUCCUUCUCUCCUCCUCCGUUCCUCCCCGUCGGCUGAAUGCGCACGCGCGGCAAGAGCUGCGCGCGCAUUCAGCCGGUCACAUAGGAAAGCAUUCAUAAUGCUUUCCUAUGGACGCUUGCGUGCUCUCACUGUGAAAAUCACAGUGAGAAGCACGCAAGCGCCUCUAGUGGCUGUCAAUGAGACAGCCCCUAGAGGAAAUAGGGGAAGGCUUAACCCAUUCACAAACAUAGCAGUUUCUCUGAAACUGCUAUGUUUAUGGAAAAAAUGGGUUAACCCUAGCUGGACCUGGCACCCAGGCCACUUCAUUAAGCUGAAGUGGUCUGGGUGCCUAGAGUGGUCCUUUAACCCCUUAGCGACCGAGGACGGUUCAGGACCGUCAUCGGCAUUUUUUGCCUUGAGGACCGAUGACGGUCCUGAACCAUCCUAACGGUCUGGGGGUACUUACCUGAUCGCCGUCGUUCCCCCGGCGGCGAUCAGUGUUCCUCCGGUUGUGGGGAGACUGCCUGCAGCCCAGACAGUCUCCCCACACUGAUUUAGGACCCCUGUGGCCAUGUGAUCGCUUAACACAGCGAUCACAUGGUCACAAUAGGUGUCCAUGUGUCUGCCUGCAGGGGGACUGUCUGUGCUGACAGGCAGUCUCCCUGCUAGUGUAAAAUCAAAAAAAUAAAAUAAAGUUAAUGUUAAUAAAAAAAUAACAAUAAUUAUAUAGGUGUAUAUAUGAUAUAUAGACAUAUAAUAUAUGUCUAUAUAUCAUCUAUAUAAUGCCGUACUAAGUGUAUUUUUAUAUUAAUAUGUACUUAUAUUAAUAUAAAAAUACACUUAUAAUUAAAUUACACACGUGUAUAUAUAUAUAUAAUAUAUAUAAUAACUAUAUAUAUAUAUAUUGUAUAUAUAUAUUAUUAUAAAAUAUAAAUAAGAAGUAAUUUAAAUUAAAUAAAAAAAAUUUAAAAUAAUAAUAAAAAAAUUAUAUCUAUAUGAAAUUUUAUUCUAACUGUAUUUUAAAAUUAAUAUAUAUAUAUUUAUAUCAAAAUACACUUAGAAUGAAUUUGUAUAUAUAUCUAUGUAUAUAAAAAUAAAUAAAAAUAAUAAGAAAUAUACAUAUGUCCAUAUACAAAAUUACAUAAAUAAUUAUAUAAAUAUACACGUAGACUUCAAAUAUAUAAAUAUGCAUAUAUAUUUAAAUUCUACGUGCGUAUUUAUGUAAUAGUUUUACAUAAUUCAGUAAUUUUAUUGAUUGCAAUUUAAGGGACCUGCCUGCCAACCCAGGCCGAAAUUCCAGAGAAUUGAAUUUGCUAGCACUGUAUUUUACCCUGUAACGUUCUACGACACCCUAAAACCUGUACAUGGGGGGUACUGUUUUACUCGGGAGACUUCGCUGAACACAAAUAUUAGUGAUUCAAAACAGUAAAACAUAUCACAGCGAUGAUAUUGUCAGUGAAAGUGACUUUUUUUGCAUUUUUCACACACAAACAGCACUUUUACUGAUGAUAUAAUUGUUGUGAUACGUUUUCCAGUUUUUAAACACUAAUAUUUGUGUUCAGCGAUGUCUCCCGAGUAAAACAGUACCCCCCAUGUACAGGUUUUAUAGCAUUUUUGAAAGUUACAAGAUCAAAUAUAUGGGUCAAAUAUUUUUACAUUGAAAAUGGCCAGGUUGGUUACGUUGCCUUUGAGAGCGUAUGGUAGCCCAGGAAUGAGAAUUACCCCCAUGAUGGCAUACCAUUUGCAAAAGAAGACAACCCAAGGUAUUGCAAAUGGGGUAUGUCCAGUCUUUUUUAGUAACCACUUGGUCACAAACACUGGCCAAAAUUAGCGUUCAAUUUAGUUUUUUUACUUUUUUCACACACAAACAAAUAUGAAUUCUUACUUUGGCCAGUGUUUUCGACUAAGUGGCUACUAAAAAAGACUGGACAUACCCCAUAUUGAAUACCCUGGGUUGUCUACUUUAAAAAAAAUAUGUACAUGUGGGGUGUUAUUCAGAGAUUUAUGACAGAUAAUAGUGUUACAAUGUCACUAUUGAUAAAUUUAAAAAAUUUAUGUUUUGAAACCGCAAUAUUCUACUUGUACCUAUAGCCCUAUAACAUGCAAAAAAAAGCAAAAAAGCAUGUAAACACGGGGUAUUUUUAAACUCAGGACAAAAUUUUGAAUCUAUUUAGCAGUUUUUUUAAUUCGCUUUUGUAGAUGAGUAAAAGAUUUUUCAAGUAAAAGUCAAAAAACAUGUAUUUUUUUCAAUUUUUCAUCAUAUUUUUUUAUUUUUUUUAAAAUUAAAAUACAUGAGAUUAUAUAAAUAAUGGUAUGUAAAGAAAGCCCCUUUUGUCCUGAAAAAAACAAUAUAUAAUUUGUAUGGGAACAGUAAAUGAGAGAGCGGAAAAUUACAGCCAAACACAAACACCACAAAAGUGUAAAAAUAUGCCUGGUCGCAAAUGUACAACAUCGCAAAAACAGUCCAGUCCUUAAGGGGUUAAGGGAUGCACUGAAAAAGUUAUUAAUUUUGUGUAUAUGAAUUACAAAAGGAUAUACAGAAUGGCUAUAUUACAUGUAAUUUUUUUUUUUAUUGUCCGUGAUAAUUUUAAAAACUGGUUUUCUUUUAAGCAGAAAGCUGUACAAUGCAUAAACACUGUUCUGCUGCUGGCAAUGCCCCCCAAUUUUGUGUGAAGCUCUUCCUGAGAUGUUUAACACUAUCUAAGGGUCAAUUUCUCAUGGUACUGCUAUUGCUGAUACAUAAUGCUACUCUUUCACAUUAGUAGUAUCGGUUUUGUACAGAUUUGCGCUGCAUUCAUGGGCUGAGCCCCUCAGUUGACCCGUUUAGCCAGUGAAUGCUUUGCAAACUUGGACAGAAUUGACUUUCUCAUGAGAAAUUACUUCCACAAUUGCAAAAUGCUGAGCAAGAGCCAGCACCAGGGGGCUCUGUUUCUGUCGAUCUGCUUGCACUUUUUGACAAAGUUUAGAAGGUCUAUACAAGAGGCAUGCUUUCCUAGAAUGCCCCCUAAAACAUUUCACCUCUUGUUUUGGGCUUUGCUGUUCUUUUUUCAAAUAACCAAGUCAGUGAUUUCUGGUUUUGUUUUAGACCAAGCUACAUGAUGAUAUAUGUGACAAAAGGACUUUAGCAACUAUUGCCACUCAUGAUAUGCGCCUUGUGAAGGGACCUCUGCUGUAUGAUGCCAGACCACCCAAGGAUGUUAAGGUAAGAUGAGACUUUCCAUUUUACUGCUAAGGAUAAUGGUAUAAUGUUUUUCUUGUAUUCUAUGGAAUAAAUGCAAUUUUCAAGUGUUGACUUUAAACUGGGGUUUUUAUAGUGCUGGAUUACAUUGGGAUGCUUGGAUCCAAGUUGCUUAGAAUAGGCUUUCUGACUUUGUACUUCAAAUAUGGCACUCUGGCCAUUUAAUAUCUUUACUUUUUUACAGUAAAGGGACACUCUAGGUACCAGAACCUCUACAUCUUAAAGGACCACUAUAGUUCCAGAAAACCAAACUUAUUUUCCUGGCACUAUAGGGUUAUUAGGUCCCGUCCCCCCACCCACUGGGCUGAAGGGUUUAAAACUCCUACAGCCACUUACCUUUCUCUAGCGCCGGAUUCCCUCAGCGCUUGUGACCCCCUCCUCAUGCUGACGUGAGCUCCGCAUGCGCGGCAAGAGCCCGUGCGUGCAUUUAAACCGCCCAUAGGAAAGCAUUACUCAAUGCUUUCCUAUGGACGUCCAGCGUCUUCUCACUGUGAUUUUCACAGUGAGAAUCGUGGAAGCGUCUCUAGCAAGUGUCAGUGAGACAGCCACUAGAGGCUGAAUUAACACUCUGUGAAACAUAGCAGUUUCUCUGAAACUAUGUUUUCAGCUGCAGGGUUAAAACUAAAUGGACCUUGCACCCAGACCACUUAAUUGAGCUGAAGUGGUCUGGGUGCCUAUAUUGGUCCUUUAACUCCGUGGUUUUCUUGUAAAGACCCUGUUCCGGAAUGUAUAAAAGCGUAAACACUGCCAUUCGUUGAAAAACUGCAAAGUUUGCAUUUGUUAAUCAUAUUGCCUCUAGUUAUUGCCUCUAGUUUUUGUCUCUGACACUCUGGCGCUAGAUAAGAUGAGUAAAAACAGCGUAUUUUACUUUAAAAUAGGAGGUUUAUGCAGUGAGAAUUGAGGAACACUCUUAUAACAUACAUUAAUUUUAAUAUUGUUGUGAGUAUUUUCUGUGCUAGGGGUUUAAAGGAACACUAUAAUACAGGAAUACAAAACUAUAUUACUAACCCUGAACUAACACAGGUCCCUCGUCGCUGACUACAAUUCCACCUCCUCCGAGGUUUGUACAAUCUUGUUAGAUUGCGGGUUUAAGGGGAUAGGACCACUGCACCCAGACCACUUCAAUGAGAUGAAGUGGUCUGUGUGCCUAUAGUGUCCCUUUUAAGUACUCUAAUAUUUAAUCUAAUUUAUAUUAUCACUAAGAGCCACAGGCUUUACGUGUACUUUCAACCAAUUUUAUACUGUGUGUGAUCUCCGUUUGACAUAUUCAUUGUUUUGUUUUUGUUUUUUUUAUAAGUUUUACUUCAGCUUUUUGCAACAUUAAGACAAUUUUUGUGUCCGAAAGAAGUGUACACUGUGCCGCUGUGAGAACCUCUCUAAUCUCACCCAGCAAUGGAUAUGUUAAACUGUUGGAAAGCAAUCAGUAGUGUUAAUGCUGAAUCUUGCAGGAGAUGCAAUUACAAACCCAGUCAUUUGUGCAGGCAGUGCUAGAUAAGUUUACUAAGACCUGUCAAUCAUAGUCUUUCUUGGAAAAACAAGCCCUUGUCUAUCAUCAGUUCGUACUGGUUUCAACCACUCUGCGAUCACAAAUGCAACAGGACAUUUUCAUUAAAACAAAAUUAAAUUAAAAUAUAUUGUAAGCUAUUUUGUUUUACCUAUUGUGCAGCACUGCAGACUAUGUAGUCAAUUAUAAACAAAAACAAUUGUAAUUGAAGUUUGCCCCUUGGUUUCCUCCUAUGAUUCUUCUGUCCUACCUCUCUGCCACAUGUUGCCUUGCAUCUUACUCCAUCUAUCCACUUCUCUCACCAAAAUCUUCUGAUAUCGCUCAUUUGCAAUUUAAUCAUUUUGCACUCUAAUAUUUAAUAUUUUUUUUUAGUCUGUGCAUGUUGCAAAUUCCCCAUCAAAUUCCCAUUCUCUCUCUACAACCUAUCAUCUAUAAGCACCUUGAACGGUUUAUACGUAACAAGCUGACCAGGUUUCUUGAAUCCACCUUCUUAGCCAUUUCCAGGCAUUUUUUCUGGUCUCACAAACUGUCCAAUGAUCCUCUUUUGGACUGAGCUGCUGCUUCCACCACUGCUGCAUCUUUUUGGCUAUGUGACUCUGGUCAUUCAAUGGUGGAUUAGCCCAGCCCAUCAGUGCCAUCUAUAUUUUCUGCACAUUUUUAUUUUGCUCACAUCAUCAAAUUUGAGUUUAUUUUGCUGGCACUUUGAUUUUAUUGAUACCUUGGUCUCCCUGGUACCAGCAGAAUCUAGCCUUGUUGGUGUCUUAAAGGCAAGAUGUUCCAUGCAAUCCCAUGGCUUUUAAAUCCUGAAAUGCAUGACCGCAUGGCACAUCAGGUAAUCCCUAUGGGGUUAAUCUGAACUGUAUCAGGAACAUGAUUUGAAAAUGAACACUGUGCAGGUGGCAAAACAGGUGCAUGCUUCAUUGUUCUGUAUGUAAACAUCCAGAAGAAACUUUACUCCUUGUUCAUGUGGCACACAAGUAUAGAAUACUCUGAAUAUGGUUUUAUGUUACCUGUAAAAUUUCAAAGUAACACCCUCACAUCCACUAUGCUUUGAUGGUUGAGAAAGGCAGUAAAAGCAGUUACUGCAGUUUUUGUCCGUUUUUUUUAAAAUUAUGUAUCAAUUCAGCAGCGCCAAAUAUUGCUAAUCAGUGCACAUCUUGUCUAUAUAACGCAGAAGACAAUCCUAUUUAUGAUCAGGUCAAUAACGUUAGGAUGUUGGCUUUGGGUGCGAGGGUGAUCAUAGUUCUUAUCAAACCACUGUAGUACAACAAAUGGGUGGACAUCGCCCAUAGCCUUUUUUACCAUUAACAUUACAAUAAGCUGUAGUUGUUUUACAUUUGUUUUACGUUUCAGUAACUCCCUGGAUACUGCUUUGGAGUGCUGUUGGCUUCAUUUUGCAUUCAUUCUGUGCAGUGAGUGGAGUACCUAACGCAGUGGUAGUCAACCUUCGGCACCCUAGGUGUUAUGGACUACUUAUCCCCUGAUGGUUUAGCAUUAUGGCUGUAAGAUCAUUACGGAGGAUGUGGUCAACGACUUCUGGAGUGCUGAAGGUUUCCUACCCCUUACCUAACGUACGUUUGUGAAAUGCACUUGUGGAGAUGCCCGUAAGAUGUUUAAAUAGAUGCAUUUAAAAUAAAAAUGCAUACAGAUGUUGAUGGUGACAUGGUGAAGCAGAAAAUAGUACACUGUUUUAUAUUAGCAAAGGUUCUCUCAUUAACUUUCCUUGAAGAAAAUAAACUUGUGGUAUUCAAUUUCUUUUUUUUCUGAAUACAGUAAUAUGAGCAGGGCUUAAAGCGUUGCUGUAACAUUUAUAAUUUUGCAUCUACAAAUUAUUUGUGGUGGUGGGGGAGCAAACCAGUUCAGAAAGUAUAACACUUCAAUCUACCUGUUCUGAUGCAAGGAAUUUGGUACAUUUAUUUAUCAUCAGUUAAACCUUCCAGAAAACAAACAGCAUUUUUUUUUCCAUUUUUACGUUUAACGGAAACAAUUUAUACAUCUUACUGACUUAAUGUUUCUGUCAGUUAGCCUUCUAUUUACAAAAAAAUCCCCAAAUUUGAUCAGGCACCUUUUCACAAUAAAAAAAAAUGUUAAGGAACAUAGUUUUAGAAAUUAUCUGUGUGUAAUUUUGAAAUAAACUUGAAUUUGUUAAAUUCAAAGUUAUAACCAUGCAGUCAAUACAUAAACUCAUUAUUAAAAGGACACUAAGCACCAAAACCACUUCAUCUAAAUGUAUAAAUGCUUUCCCUUUUUUCUGGCAUAUAAAACAUUGCCAGUUCUGAGAGAUUUACUGCCACUAGAGGUGUCUUCAUUGAGGACAGCAUGAUGUUCAUCAUCCACCUGAAAUGUUUUUUGGAUAUCUACAAAGAAGGUAUUGGAUUGAGAUAUUUUAGGAGCCACAUUUGAGUGGCCUGUUGGGAGUAUUUUUUUUAUUUUUCUUUUUUUAUGGUUAGUUUGGAUGUAUAAAUGAGAACUGGAUCAAUCCAAAACAACUAAAAACAAAAUCUGUGUGUAAAAUGUUUUUUCAAGAACUCCAUUGCUGCGUAGGUCUACUCUAAAAAGACUGUUAGACCAUAUUUAACAAGUAAAUAUCUUGUAGAAAGUACAUUUUCUCUGAUCAAGAAGCAAACAUGCCAUUUCAUGCAUGUACUAAGGGAUUUUGGUUAUUUUUGAUUAAAUCCGACUUCCAUUCAAUUGUGUUUUCACCUCUCUCUUACAGAUUGUACCAUUGGGGCGAAAAGAAAUUUUUGCAAAAGAUCUAGUUCGGCAGCUGCAGUUUGAGGCAGAAGAACAAAGGAAACAAAAAAAGAGACAAAAUGUAUCUGGACUUCACAAGUAAGCAUUUUAUGUUUAAAGGGACACGAUGGUCACCAAAACAAUUUUAGCUUAAUGAAGCAGUUUUUGUGUAUAGAUCAUGACUCUGAAGUUUCAUUGUUCAAUUCUAUGCCAUUUAGGAGUUAAAUCACUUUUGUUUGUUUAUGCAGCCCUAGCCACACCUCCCCUGGCUGUGUCUGACACAGUCUGCAUGAAAACAGAACAUUUUUUUUUUCUAUCAGAUGUAACUUACUUUAAAAGAUUUUCUCUCCUGCUCUGUAAGUUGAACUUCAAUUACAUACAGAAGGCUCAUGCAGGGACUAGAACAGGCAUAGGCAGCUUUCUGCACUCCAGAUGUUUUGGACUACACCUCCCAUGAUGCUUUGCCAGCAUUAUGGGGGGGUGUAGUCCACAUUUGGCACAUCUGGAGUGCCAAAGGUUGCAUACCCCUGGUUUAGAAAGCUAUUAACAGAGCAGGAGAUACAAAAUUCUAAAGGAAGUAUAAACAUUAGAUGACUCUUUACUGCAAGUGUUUAGGAAGGCUAUGUAAGUCACAUUUAGGGGUGUGUGCAUAAACAAAGUGAUUUAACUCUUAAAUCACAGACAUUUGAGCAGUGAGACUGCAGGGGCGUGAUCUAUAUACCAAAACUACUUCAUUAAGCAUAAAGGAUGUAAAACGAAUAUAUUUAAUAUUUAGAGAAUUAUGGGAUGUUAUAUACUUGUUGCGGUGUGCUUUGGGCCUCACACACUAAAAUGGUUUCUUCACUGUGCAGUUGUCAUAACAAAUCUCUCAAAUAUUGCAGCAUUAGCACUCAAGGGGUUACUCCAGGCUUUUAGAAGUGGUCAUGAAGUAAACCAUCUCCAUGUGCAACAUUUCUGCUUGAAACACUGCACAUACAGAAAUCUCUACACUUAGCCCAGCCCUGUUCCAGUUAAAGGGACACUAUGACUGUUGUCAGCAUGCACCUCCCUCCCUGUGUCCUUCCAUUUUCUACAUUAGUCUUUGUAACGGAUCACCUGGCACCCCGACUGGGUACCUCCGUUGAUGGAUGCUCCUAGCGCUUCUUGAGGAUUCCAAGCACUCUACCCGACACCGCAGGCCUAACUCCUCUUCCUUCAGAGCGAAGCAGGAACGAGCUCUUAAGAGCUUAGGAGUGAUUAUAGCAAGGGAAUAUGCAGAGCAUAGCAAUCCCUUGUAGCAGAUUCCCCCCAAUAAGAGACAGGACUCCAAAUUGAGGGUGAAGUAGAACUGACUAAAACUUUAUUUUCCGUGGGACUAGCCCAUAUGGUCAUUACAUUAACAUUGUUGUGAAAACUUAAUAAAAUUACAAACAGUCAAAUCAUAGCAGGCAACAUACAGUAACUUAUAACAUAAUUACAUAUUUAUAAAUGGGUGGGGAAGACCAUAAUUAAGACCAUAAUUAACACAAUGUCUCUCCUGCAUGCAGAAUUAGCGAUAUGCACUACACAAGCUCCAUAGCCAAAUCCACCUAGUUGGUAGCAAUACUCAGCAGUACAGGAGAGCAGGCCAUAGUCACAUGGCAGGAGGUUGGCAAUUAGUCUUCUCCAAUGCCCGCUGGCAAGGCUGGUUCCGCCAAAGUCUGUUUUUCUAUGGGGAUGCAGAGGGUGGACUCCUUGUCCAUCCCACACUCCCUCCCUCAGCUGACAGUGUAUAGGCCGGGAUAUCUGCCCAAUCAAAUGCUUCUCUCUAAGAAGCAUUUCAUUGGACCUCCGCAAAGGAAGAAGUGACACAGUGUGACGAGAGAUGGGGCAUGGACACAAAUGAGGAAAACCUCGCCCGGCGAUGGAUUCAAGGUAAGUUCUUAUUUUUAACAGGUUUUUUUUUUUUAAGUGUGGGAUGGUGGACAAAGUUGGUAUGAGAAAAAAAAAAUUAUAGUCAAAGGGGGAGUUAUGGAAACCAUUUAAAAAUCAACAAGUUGCGCUCUGUUAUGGCCUCUGUGGGCAAAAAUGGGCAGCCAUAUUUAUUCAGUUUAUAAGAUGUCUGUUUAUUAAAGUUCAAAUAGGCAUGUUACAUAAUUUGUAAAGGGAAACUGCUUGCCAUGAGAGGUUUACUUUAACAGAUAACUGGUUAAAAUUAGAGCGAACUGAACUUGAAGAAGCAGUAAAAAAUAGAAAUAAUAUAAAAAAAAAAAUGGUAUCAAGAUGCCUCGAGCUAUAUGAAAGCGAACCUGAAAAUCUUAUCUGUUCUACAAUAAAUAAAUGGGAAGAGGAUAUACAUAUGAACAUAAGUUAUGAAGAGUGGAAAAGAUCAAUAGCUAUUGUUUCAAAAAAUAUACAUUGCCUUGAUUUAGCUGAAGUUCAGUACAAGAUAAUGAACAGAUGGUAUUUAACCCCAAAUAGAUUAGCAAAAAUGCAUCUAAAUAUUUUGGAUAGAUGUUGGAGAUGUGAUGCUCAUAGGGGAGGGAUGAUGCAUAUUUGGUGGGAAUGUGGGUCAGUAUUUCUCUUCUGGAGUAUGAUCGCUAUUAAAAUAAAGGCGUUGACUAAUAUUAAGAUAGAUCCACUCCCUAGCAUCUUUUUGCUGCACUUGAAUAUGCAACAAAACUUUGGGCAAUUUUCUGCACUAGUUAUACAUAUUUUAAUGGCGGCAAAAAUAUUGGUGGCAAGAAACUGGAAAUCUAAUAAGGUUCCAUGUUGGGAUCUUGUCAAAGAACUGGUAUAAAGAUGGAAAUGUCAAUAAUAUCAAAAGAAAGGAUAAUGAUGAAAGAUUGGCUGAGCAAGAUACAGAUGUAAUACGUAAUGUCCUCUCCCCUCUCCUUUUCUUUUUCUAAAAAAAUCUUUUUGACCCCGCAUACAUAUGUACAUAGUUAUAUCAUUCGGCAAAAUCUAAAUGAACAAGUGUAUAAUUUUAACAUGGCACAUGAAGUCCAUCUAUUCUAGUCCCUAUCGCAGGAAAAAGAGAGAAGGGGUUUGUGUUGUAUUGUAUAAUUUAUGUGUUGACAUACUGGAUAGGAUAUGUAAAGUCUAAACUUAGAAGUGGAGUAAUAUAUUAAAAAGUGGAAAUAGAAAUUGAUAUAUCAAUAGGUAAUCUAUAUAGAGAAUUAUAACUAUGUAUGUCAAAUAUGUCGAAAUGUAUGGUUUUUGUUACUGUGUAUUGUCAUAUAAUAUUUUCUAAAAUAAAGAUUAGAUAUGGGAAAAAAAAAAAAACUAGAGGGACCUGGUACCCAAACCACUUAAUUGAGCUGAAGUGGUCUGCGUUCUUACAGUGGACCUUUAAGAGUUAAAUCACUUUAUUUCUGCAGCUCUAGCCGCCCCUCUCCUGGCUGUGACUCACACAUCUUUCCUACACAUUCCCUGGAAAAAAACCCUAGUUCAGUCAGUAGAGCAGUGUAUACUUUCUCGCUUUCCUUUAAAACCAUUAUAACAACAAAAUGUCUGGAAUGUUUUGAUAGGAGUGAGUGCAUUGCACACCUAUUUAAACACAACAGUAUUUCAUUUGUUGCAUGGUAAAUCAAUAUACACUUAUGGUAAAUCCAAAAAGAUGUUGGUAAAAUAAUCCCAGGAGACAAUGCUCUAUACAUAGCGUACUGUUUGGAUGAGAACAUUGAUAUUUAAGCAAUCAUGAUACAUAGAUGUGUUUCUCUGCUGCAUGAAAAUAAGUUGCAAAGUGUUGAAUUAAUUUCCUUCCGGGAAAUAAGCAAAAUUUAUAAAAUCAGGGGACUUACUUCUUGGAGAGAUCUGGUAAUAUGACGACAAAACUGGAACAUAGCGUUUAAAGUCAGCCAUGACCACUAAUUAAAUGAACAGAAUUGAUAUCAGACAGUAAUCCCUUCUGUAAAUGUGAUUUUUGGCAUUCUGUACACAGUGUAAACAUUCCUCUGCUCUGUGUGAGGUUGAAUUGUGCAAACUUUAUAAACUUCAAUCUCUAACUUUAUCCUUGACCUAUAAUACCUAUGUUACCUGCAGUGUGUGUGUGUGUACUACCUUGUGCAGACUGUGUUUAUAAUGCAAUAAAACCAUCCAAAGUGGAAAAGCAUUAAAGUGAUUAAUACAGUGUAGUGAUGAUUAAUUGAGAUAAAAGCAAUAUUAAUGCAUUUACUUAUUUAUGUCUUGUCAUGGUUUCUGUCACCCAGUGGUAAUUUCGCAGCUACGGGCUGUACUUAGAGGCUUAAUACUUCUGCUCAAAUUGAUCUGAUCUUAGAAAAGCUUGUGUCUAGGUAAAAGUUGCUUAAUAUCCCUAUUUUUACUUUAUGCGUCGCAAACAUUGAGGUUUUAUAACAAACUAUAAGCUACCAUUAGUUCAUGGCUUGCAUUUUCUUGUCACUGAUCAGGAUUUUCACUAAAGUGAAUUUCAAAUACAGUAUUUAGGCGAAAACCGCUUAAUUAAAAAAAUCUACUUGUCUAAUUUUUAGUUAUUGAUAACAUUUGAAAUCCACUUAAAGGGGCACUGUAGGCACUUUAGCAUCUUCAUCUUAUAAAAGUUAUUAUAGUGCCUGCACCUUCCCUUCUACCCACCAAUCCCUUUAGUUGACUAAUUAUAGGGCUUGGAAAUGCAGUUUCAAGCCACACCUCCAUGUGAUCCGGGAAUGUUACUUCCCGACUCUCAUACAGUAAGAUGUUGUGUGCAUGUGCAGAGUAAAUUAUUCUCUAUGGCAGAAUCAUGGGAGCACUGCGCAUGCACCCAAGGUUCCUAAUUAUCGCAACAAAUUAAUAAGGGGCAUUAGAGCUGUAGUGUUAAAAACCGAAAGAAAUCUGUAUUCCUAACACUGUGGUGUUAUUUUUUUAUUUUUAUUUUAUGCUAUUCUUAUUUCCCUAAUAGCUUCAGACAAAAAUAGUCAAUUCAGUUUCUUUUACAUCCAGCAUUAUCUUUCUUUCUUAAAUUUGCUACAGUUACAUACAACCAAGUUGGAAAUCCCAAAAAUUGGUGUAUGAAACAAGAGCUGUUUGUCAUUGAGCAGAAGAAAUUAAAGAUGAAUGUGUGUUAAUCUUAAUUUUAGUAAUGACAGGAGGCGAGUAUUUUGUAUUAACUUUCUUUACCAACUCCAUAGCAGCAAAGAAAAAAACAGGUGAAAUAAAGAACCAAUCAGAACACAUUCAGAGUGUAUAUAAUGGAAAGCAUAUCCGCAUCACUUCCUCUUGACACGUGCGACAUCACAAGUCCAGAAUCAAAUGAGAAACUUUGUACAAAAUCUAACUUCAUCCUUAAAUAUGAUAAUGGAAACUAAUUCCUCCUGUAGACUGGCUACGCUGAAAGAAAAUAAACUAGUUUCAGUGAUACAGAAUCAACCGUAUGAAUACAUAUACCUAGUUACAUAGCUGAAAAGAGACUUGUGUCCAUCAAGUUCAGCCUUCCUCACAUUUUUUUUUUUUUUUUUUGCUUUUGAUCCAAAAAAGGCAGUUUGAAGCACAAUUUUGCAACAAGCUAGGAAAAAAAUUCCUUCUUGACCCCAGAAUGGCAGUCAGAUUUAUCCUUGGAUCAAACAGUUAUUACCCUAUAUUGAAAGAUUAUAUCUUGAACAUUCUGUUUUUGCAAGAAUGCAUCUAGUAGCUGUUUGAACAUCUGUAUGGACUCUGAUAAAACCACUUCUUCAGACAGAGAAUUCCACAUCCUUAUUGUUCUUAUAGUAAAAAAACCUUUCCUUUGCCUUAGACAAAAUCUUCUUUCUUCCAGUCUUAACGCAUGACCUCGUGUCCUAUGUAAAGUCCUGUUUGUGAAUAAAUUUCCACACAAUGGUUUGUAUUUGCCCCGAAUAUAUUUGUAUAAUGUUAUCAUAUCCCCUCUCAGGCCACGUUUUUCUAAACUAAAUAGGUUUAAAUUUGUUAGCCUUUCUUCAUAGCUGAUAUGUUCCAUUCCUUUUAUUAAUUUUGUAGCCCGCCUUUGCACUUUUUCUAGUGCCAUAAUAUCCUUCUUUAGAACAGGUGCCCAAAAUUGCACAGCAUAUUCAAUAUGUGGUCUUACCAGUGAUUUAUAAAGAGGCAAAAUUUAUAUUCUCGUCCCGAAAAUGACUGCCCUUUUUCAUGCACGACAAUACCUUACUGCCACUGCUGACUGACAUUGCACAUUGUUGCAUAGUUUGUUGUCUAUAACAAUUCCCAAGUCCUUUUCGUGUGUUGUUAUCCCUAAUUCGCUUCCAUUAAGGGUAUACGUGGCUUGUGUAUUCUUUCUGCCGAAGUGCAUAACUUUUAGCAUUUUUCAACCUUAAAUUUCAUCUGCCAUUUGAGUGCCUAGUCCCCCAGUCUAUCUAAAUCCCUCUGCAGAAAAGUAAUAUCUUGCUCACAUUGUAUUAUUUUACAGUUUUGUGUCAUCUGCAAACACUGAAACAUGACUUUCAAUGCUGUCUUCAAGAUCAUUUAUAAGCAUGUUAAAGAGAAGGGGUCCCAGAACAGACCCCUGAGGGACACCACUUGCCACCUCUGUCCAGCUUGAAAAUUUACUAUUAAUGACAACUUUUUGUACUCUGUUUUUAAGCCAAUGUUCUACCCAAGAACAAGCAUUUUCAUCUAGACCAAUUUCCUUGAGUUUGAACACUAAUCCAUUGUGUGGAACUGUAUCAAAUUCCUUGGCAAAAUCCAAAAUCUCUACUUCUUCGUAGAACGCAAUCAAGUUAGUUUGACAUGACCUGUGCUUCAUAAAACCGUGCUGAUUUUUGCUGAUAAUCAUGUUCUUCUCAAGGAAUUCUUGAAUAUUAUCCCUUAACCUUUCAAAUAUUUUCACAGCCACAGAAUUUAAGCUCACAGGUCUAUAAUUUCCAGGCAAGGAUUUUGAACCCUUUUUGAAUAUAGGAACCAUAUCUGUCUUCCUCCAAUCCUCCGGAACACUUCCUGAAAGAAAAGAAUCUUGAAAGAUUAAAAACAGCGUUUCAUUUAUUUCUACACUUAGUUCCUUAAAGGACCACUCUAGGCACUCAGACCACCUCAGCUUAAUGAAGUGGUCUGGGUGCCAGGUCCAGCUAGGGUUAACCCAUUUUUUUUAUAAACAUAGCAGUUUUUCUGAAACUGCUAUGUUUAUAAUAGGAUUAAUCCAGCCCUCAAAUCCUCUAGUGCAGGGGUUCUCAACGUUAGUCCUCAGGACCCCCUACCAGUCCAGGGUUUAGGGAUUACCUGGGUGUGUCUAAGGUGUUUAGAGAAAAAAAAACACCUUAGAGUCUAAGGUGUUUUUCCCCCCCCCCUUUUUCUAAACACCUGAGACACACCCAGGUAAUCCCCAAAUCCUGGACUGGUAGGGGGUCCUGAGGACUGGGUUGAGAACCCCUGCUCUAGUGGCUGUCUCAUUGACAGCCACUAAGAGAUGCUUGUGUGAUUCUCACUGUAAAAAUCACAGUGAGAACACGCAAGCGUCCAUAGGAAAGCAUUGUAAAUGCUUUCCUAUGAGACCGGCUGAAUGCACGCGCAGCUCUUGCCGCACAUGCGCAUUCAGCCGAAUGGGAGGAGAGGAGGAGGAGAGCUCCCUGCCUGACGCUGGAGAAAGGUACGUUUUAACCCCUUCCUCUCCCCAGAGCCCAGCGGGAGGGGGUCCCUGAGGGUGGGGGCACCCUCAGGGCACUAUAGUGCCAGGAAAACGAGUAUGUUUUCCUGCCACUAUAGUGGGUCUUUAAGUACUCGUGGAUGGACACCGUCAGGCCCUGGAGCUUUGUUUAUAUUAACUUUAGUUGCUGCAGCACCUUGUCUUGAGCUAACCAAUUACAAUUAUUCUGCAAGUUUUUAUUAGCAAUCAUUUGCACAUCUAUUGCCAUGGGUUCUUCCUUAAUAUAUACAGAGGAGAAAUUAUUUAAAAUUCCUGCCUUUUCCUGGUUUUCAUUAACUAACACACCCGUUUCAGUUUUUAGUGUACCUACACUUUCAUUUUUGUUUUUUUUAGAAUUUAUGUACUUAAAAAAUGCUCUGAGGUUGGUUUUGCUCUCUUUAGCUAUCAUUUUUUCAUUUUGAAGUUUAGCAAAUCUAAUUGCCUUUUUUGCAGUAGAGUACAGUGAGCUUAGGUAAUUGGAUUUCAAUUUACCUGACAUAGAUCUAACACUAUCCAAAAUUAACAUACUAGAAUAAUAUACCCAUGACAAAAUGAAAUUUCUCUAUACGCUAAUUUUUCUCACAAACCUAUAAUGUAUACACAUGAAGUACUACAAACCCAAUAUCUUGUAACCUUAUAUCAGGGUGGGAUGAACAACAUACAAAAAAGGGGGGGAGAAUAGUCCACUCCUGUCAUUAUUAAAAUUAAGAUACUAGCGUAGUUUAUUAAUAAUAUUAAGUUUUACCACAUGACAGGAGGCUUCAAGGAUCACUAUAGGGUCAGGAACACAAACGUGUAUAACCCACUAUGUUACUCACAGACUAAUGGUGUGUGGUGAUAAGCAGACUCUUGUUAUGAUCACUGGGGCUCACCCAGGAAAAUCAGGACUGCAAAUACAGAUUCCGUUCAGCAGCACUCUGGGUAUUACCCAAGUGGGGGCUCCCCCCUUGCCAGAAUACUAGGGUAUACCUGACUGGCAGUCCCACUCCCCAGGGGUAUUACUUGACCAGUUCCCUGACAGUAUGCACAGCACAGCUGGACUGCAAAACACAAAAACACGAGAGCCUCUUUGUGAUGGGAGUAAAAUACACGGCUAACGCUAACAAGAUGGCUGCCACGGGUCUCUUGAGAACCGGGGCUUAAAUGGUGUAAUGGGUUAAAAUCUUACCUUUCUCCAGCGCUGGGCAGGGAGCUCUCCUCCUCCUCUUCGGCUGAAUGCGCAUGCGCGGCAGGAGCUAUGCGCGCAUUCAGCCAGUCUCAUAGGAAAGCAUUCAUAAUGCUUUCCUGUGGACGCUUGCGUCUUCUCGCUGUGAUUUUCACAGUGAGAAGCACGCAAACGCCUCUAGCGGCUGUCAAUGAGACAGAUACUAGAGGCUUUAGAGGCUGGAUUAACCCAUUUAUAAACAUAGUUUCUCUGAAACUGCUAUGUUUAUAAAAAAAAAAAAAUGGGUUAAACUUAGCUGGACCAGGCACCCAGACCACUUCAUUAAGCUGAAGUGUUCUGGGUGCCUAGAGUGGUCCUUUAAUAGAAUAAGAAAGGGUGGUGCACGGAGGUACUUCAUUUUAUAUUAGAAGAUCUGAGACUUUAUCUUUUAAUCUGAGCUCUAAAUAGUUUAACCCCUUAAGGACCAAACUUCUGGAAUAAAAGGGAAUCAUGACAUGUCACGUGUCGUGUCCUUAAGGGGUUAAGUUAAAGACUUGUUAAUGAAUCUUUGGACAGAGGUAUUUUGAAAAAAAUGUUUUUCAUUUAUUGUAGAUGUGAAAGGGACUCACUGUUAACGAGCCAACAUACAAAAAUCAAUUGAGAACAUUUAUAAUGCAAAAACUUCCCCAUUGUUUUUCUGCCAUUGUUUACUUACGCAACGCUCCAAUACUUCUUUUAGCGACAAAGUGAAUAAAGCAAAUCUUCUAACGACUAUACACACCUACUUGAUCAUUCUCAUAUUCAACCUACCUGAGUCUUGUGUUUUUAGUUUUACAUUUAUAUGAAUGCACUGUUUGUUGCAUACAGUUUGUCGGUAUCUAAACAACAUUCAAGCCUGAUUUCUAUGCACUCCUUUUGUUUUGCAUUCUAAGAAGAAAAGCUCUGAGCUUUGUGCUAACAGAAGGCUUUAUUUCAGUAUAAUGUCUGUUAACUGCGGAUGUGCACAAACUCCAAAGUUGUUUUGUUUUUGUAUUUUUUUUUUUUUUAAUUUAACAUUCCUAAGAAUCACAUUUUAUGAUUUAUUUUUUUCCCCCUUUUAUAUAGAAAAUAACAACUAUUUAAUCUUUUAAAAUAACCUUUUAAUUUAAAGGUAUCUUCAUUUAUUGGAUGGUAAAGAAAAUUAUCCGUGCCUAAUUGAUGCAGAGGAGACCGUUAUUUCCUUCCCACCGAUCACCAACAGUGACAAAACAAAGGUAACUCUUUUUUACGACAGCAUAGUAAAUGAUUUGUUCUGGUGAUCUAAGCCUUACUGGAACAUUUGCUUGCAUCAUUUGCCAUGGCUAAAGACAUUCUUGAUCACAUAAUGUAUUUACUAUCCACUUAAGGAAUACUUGAUGUCAAAAUCCCCAGUGAAGCGUGACUGUUUUUGUCUUCUAUUUGGGAGGAAUGUUUUAGUUCUAAAUGCGGCAACAUGGGUUGCUAGUGGAUUCUCUAACGUCAUCAUACAGUAAUGAAUGAGAGCUGAAUGUUUAAAAACUUGCACUAUCUAGGCUUCCAUGAGGCAUUUCAUUAAAAUCUUUCAUAAACCCAAUUUAAUUAAAAGGCAAAAACUUAGCUUGGAUAUCACUGGCAGAAACCAAAUUUUACUACUAUGUAAUAUAUUAAAUUACAUUGCUGUUAAUGGCAAAAAUAAUUUAUUCAAACUAAACAAAUUGAAUAAAUCAUUGAAAAUCCAACCCAGUCAAGAUAUAUACAGACACAAAGUAGGUACUCUGUAUUUCUCCUUUGCCUGACUUUCUUAAACUCAUGACUGAAUCUAAAUCAAUCCCGUCACCAGUGAUUGCUGCAGGAAAUUGGCCGUGUCUGUGAUGGAUUCCGUGAUCUGAUGGGAUCCUCCAUAGACCUCAAUGCUGUGGUCUGAGUGCAGUUGCCCUGCCCUACAAAGUAAAAUAUGAGCAUUAGGUCCCCAGUGCUCUUCUAUGAGGAGCAUUAGAUAGGACCAUCGCACCGGAGGCCAUGCCUCCUUCAUGAAGUCGCAGGUAAUGGGAAGGUGAGCAGCACUGAGGGAGUCUCAGUGCUGGAAAAACAGUAAAACCUUUUAUUAACUAUUGUGGCACACCAGUGGGAGGAUGGACAUCUGUAUAGAAUGUAGCGACUGGUGCUAUAUCUUUGGAUAUACAAGUUUGUAUUCCUAAUGCUAUAGUGUUCCUUCAAUUGGUACUCCUAACAGUUUUUUAGUUUGGCUUUGCUUGAUAUUGUAAUGGGUGCAGUGGGUUAUGUGUUGGUCAGUUGCAGAUGUUCCAGUCGGUCAUAACUCAGUUAAUUUGUUAUUAAUCAUCAUAACCAUUAAUUCCUUAGAUAUGGAAAUCUACCCGGGACCUAUUUAUAGAAGUGACCAGCUCCAGCAGCCUGCAGAUUUGUAAAGAUGUCAUGGAAGCAAUUAUCAUUGUACGUAUUAACUUUAUUUUUAUGGUUAGGGGUUGUGUAUAUUAGAAUUGUGUAUGGUGGAAAAAAACCUGUCAGUCCUGCUGCAUUCCAUGAGGAUGAGGACUUUUAAACACUGGGGGAUAGGGGAUAUCGUUGGCUAUAUCCACCUGUGACCACAUCCUAUUAACCCCCAUAGCUCGUUUUUAUAUUUAUUGUUUUAAUCAUUUUACAGUAUUUUUAUAACUUAAAUUCGAGGGGGGGGGGGAGGGGUCUUUAGGUAAAUUUGGUUUGCGUUUAUCUUAAACCAGUUUUUACAUAUGACUUUUUAAGUUUUCACUUGCCUAUCCCCUGGCACUCACAAAGUAACUCUGAUAGCAGUUUGGUACAUGUGAUAUACCCCAGUUCUGGUCUCAAACUGGAACACCGUGUAAAUGAUCCCUUAAAUGACAUCAGAGCUAGUUUUCACUCCUGAACCGCCUAGACUUUCACAUUCUGUAAAAAUAUAUCUCUCUCUUUACAUUGCUUGGUAAACUAUAGAUAUGCAACAAAUCAACAUAUACUAUAAACAUAACAAAAAAAUUGAAAAAGAACCAAGCACUUAACAUGCUCUCUGCAAAUAAAACCUAAAUACCGUUUUUACUAGCGUAUAAGCCAACCCGAAGAUAAGCUGAGGCACCUAAUUUUACCACAAAAAAAACUGGGAAAACUUAUUGACUCAAGUAAAAGCCUAGGGUGGGAAAUGCAGCAGCUACUGUAUCAAAAUGCAAUGCAAAGCUUCAGAUUAUCCCAUGACUAAUGGGAGUUACAGUCCCAUUACAGACUGUGUACUUAUUCGCUAAAACCUGAUCUAAUAAAACACAUUUAAAGCAAAAGGAAAAUCCUCUUUUAAAGAAUUUGCUGAUUUUUUUAUUUUUCACACCCCCACCUCCUCAGUGGUCCUUUCCUCCUUCUCCCCCCCACCUCCUUAGUGGUCCUUUCCCCCUUUGCCCCCCCACCUCCUUAGUGGUCCUUUCCCCCUUCUUCCCCCCACCUCCUUAGUGGUCCUUUCCUCUUCCCACCUCCUUAGUGGUCCUUCUUUCCCCACCUCCUAGUGGUCCUUUUCCCCUUCUUCCCCACCUCCUUAGUGGUCCUUUCUCUUCCCCUUCUUUCCCCACCUCCUUAGUGGUCCUUUUCCCCUUCUUCCCUCCACCUCCUUAGUGGUCCUUUUCUUUCCCUUCUUCCCCUUCUUCCUCCCCCCACUCUUAGUGGUCCUUUUCCCCUUUCUUUCCCCUCUACCCUCCUUAGUGGUCCUUUUCCCCUUCUUCCCCAUCUCCUUAGUGGUCCUUUCCCCUUCUUUCCCAUCUCCUUAGUGGUUCUUCCCCACCUCCUAGUGGUCCUUUCUCCUCUUUCCCCACCUCCUUAGUGCCCCAUUCUCCCCACCUACCUCCUUAGUGGUCCUUUUCCCCUUCUCCCUACCACCUACCUCUUAGUGGUCCUUUCCCUUUCUCCCACCACCUACCCCUCUCUUCUCCCCUCUACCUACUCCUUUUUAGUGGUCCUUUCCUUCUCCUUACCACCUACCUCUUAGUGGGUCCUUUCCCCUUCUCCCCCCAACUACUCUCCUUAGUGGUCCUUUUUCCUCCAGCUCCCCACCUCUUAGUGGUCCUUUCCUUUCUCCUCCUCCUCCCCACCUCCUUAGUGGACCUUUCCCUCUUCUUCCCCCCUCCUUAGUGGUCCCUAUGUAGCGUGGCCGGGCAGCGCAGGCAACAGUACAGGAACUUCUUAGGGAAGCGCUCACUCGAGUAUAAGUAUAUUAAAAAUGAGCUGAAAAAGUCAGCUUAUACUCAAGUGUAUAUACGGUAAUUUGUGAACAAACAUCCUUGCCACUAAAAGCCAAUGUAAAUGUACAAUUGUGUAUGUCCUCAAGUAAAGGGUAUACAUCUAAUUAUAAUUAACACGCAUUAGUUCCUGUUUCUCUUUUGUAAAUAUAUAUUGUAAUGGUGUUACCAUAAUUUAAACCUAGACAGACUGCUUUGCUAUUGCCUGUAGUGGAUGAAAGAACAGGUCUUAUACCAUAUGUCUCCAUAGGGUAGCUCUUUGGCUGCCUGUAAGCUGCAGAAGCAUGAUGGGUGUUGUAUUCUGUCAACAGCUGAGAGCUACCGGUUUAUCCACCUCUUAAACCAAGCAAAUGCUUUUUUUUUUUUUUUUUUAAACCCCUCUUGAUUUUAUUUUUUGUUUAUUCUUCUAGAAAAUGGCUGAGCUAAAUAAAUUCACUUUAGAGAAUAAAGAAGAAGUUGUCUGUGACUCUGAACCAGAACCUGAUGUUGGCCAUCAAGUACCUGCAGCUUGUCAAAUACCUGAAACAGAGACUGGCACCCAACUUGUGGUGGAACAAGUACGGGUUACAGACAUAGAAGGAAAUCUCAAAGUUCUCUAUCCAUCGAAAACAGACCUGAACUUGGCCACAUCAUCCUUUUUGGUAGUCCGUUGA
Pelobates cultripes (western spadefoot toad) is the source of this 31332-nucleotide messenger RNA. The record is from the annotation of a GenBank genome assembly. NCBI's taxonomy places the organism in Eukaryota, Metazoa, Chordata, Amphibia, Anura, Pelobatidae.